Molecule: messenger RNA, 1507 nt
Organism: Xenopus tropicalis (tropical clawed frog)
Lineage: Eukaryota; Metazoa; Chordata; Amphibia; Anura; Pipidae
Gene: fhl1
Product: four and a half LIM domains 1
Exons: 8
Coding region: 194-1036 (280 amino acids)
Biological process (GO): muscle organ development
Cellular component (GO): cytoplasm
Source: RefSeq, a predicted model, not a curated record
CUCAUUCUAAACGGAACUCUUCCUCUGUUUCACUCAUUCUCUGUACUUGGAACUAACAGCACACAGGUGAAGCUGGUGUCUGGAGAAAACUCCAUUCAAGGAAGCCCUGUUAUCCCAGUAUACUGCAGGCCAGUGAUUAAUAGCGCAGGUUACAUUCUCCCUAUCAGGUCCGCGCCACUACAUCGCGGGCACCAUGGCGGAACGCUUUGAUUGCCACUACUGUAGAGCCCCGCUGCAAGGGAAAAAAUAUAUUGAGAAGGAUGGGCACAACACCUGUGUGAAGUGCUUUGACAAAAUAUGUGCCAACACCUGUGCAGAAUGCAGGAAGCCUAUUGGAGUGGAUUCCAAGGAGCUGCAUUAUAAGAACCGAUACUGGCAUGAUAACUGCUUCCGCUGUGCUAAAUGCUAUCAUCCUCUGGCCAAUGAGCAAUUCAUUGCUAAAGACAAUAAAAUCAUGUGUGCCAAGUGCACCACGAGGGAGGACUCCCUGCGCUGCAGUGGCUGCCACAAGCAGAUCCAACCAGGAGGCCGCAAUGUGGAAUACAAGGGAAGUGCCUGGCAUGAAGAAUGCUUUACCUGCAGUAACUGCAAGCAGGCCAUUGGGUCAGGAAGCUUCUUUCCUAAGGGAACCGAUGUCUACUGUGUGACUUGCCAUGAGCAAAAAUUUGCAAAGAAUUGUGUAAAGUGCAACAAUCCCAUCACUUCUGGUGGCAUAACAUACCAGGACCAGCCAUGGCAUGGCGACUGCUUUGUGUGUGAGACCUGCCAUAAGAAGCUUGCUGGGCAGCGUUUCACUGCAGUGGAGGAUCAUUACUAUUGUGUGGAUUGCUACAAAUCCUUUGUGGCUAAGAAGUGUGCUGGAUGUAACAACCCUAUCACAGGGUUUGGAAAAGGAUCCAAUGUUGUCAACUAUGAAGGAAAUUCCUGGCACGAAUAUUGUUUCACUUGCAAGAAGUGCUCUCUUAACCUGGCUAACAAGCGCUUUGUGCGCCAUAAUGAGCAAGUUUACUGUCAAGACUGUGCCAAAAAAAUGUAAAUGGCCUUUGGGAAGCGCCCAGAUGAUUCUCUUUGCUCUUGUGGUUACCAAAUUUAAGGCUUAUUAUACAUUACACAACUUCAAUGUUACUGUUUUGUAGUGUUUUUCUGUGAAUAGAAAUGAAAAUCUGCAUGGCUUUCUUUCUCAUUUCCAUUACAGUGGCUCUAAAUCUUCUAUAUAAAGUAAUAAUGAAUGGCUUUAACUGUACAACCUCAUUUUUAAAAACACAUUUCUAUUGAUUUGCUGCAGUUAUCUCCUGCUUUUCCAUCAGCAUAAAGAAAGAUACCUACCCUGUGUAUGUUAAAUAUAGAUACAUAUAUACACACACAUACACAGAUUUAGUAGGAUUUAUUAAUGAUGCCUGAAAUUAUUGUACUGUAUGUUUGCAAUUGAUAUAUCUGUAUAAUUUGCAUGUAUGCCAUAGUUCUUAACAACAUUAAUAAAAAAAAAUAAAAUAAAUGUCAACCAUGA